GCUUAAGAGACCUAAUCAUAACAAAGAUGCUUCACAGGCUCAGCUUUCUUGUUUGUCUUCUUGUGAUUAUUAACACGGUCAGCGCCAGAGAGUUUGUUGUAGGAGGAUCAAAAGGUUGGACUGUUCCCUCAGAUGAUCAACUAUACAAUCAAUGGGCAGAGAAAAGCAGAUUCCAAAUCAGUGACUCUUUGCUGUUUGUCUACCAACAAAACCAAGACUCAGUGCUUCAAGUGACAAGAGAUGCUUACGAUAGCUGCAACACCAAGGAACCCACUGCUAAAUUCACAGACGGACACACUUCCUUCAAGCUUGACCGGUCAGGAACAUACUACUUCAUCAGUGGAAACAAAGACAAUUGUCACAAGAACCAGAAGCUUAUAAUCAUUGUCAUGGCUGAUAGAAGCAGUACAAAUACAACAACCACAUCUUCACCUCCUCCUUCACCUUCAGUAGAAUCAUCACCCUCUCCUACUUACACAGGAACUUUUGAAAUAACCCCGGCGCCUUCACAAGAUACUCCCGGAAACUCAGCUUCACCUUUUGCCUCCUCUGUUCUGCCUUCUGCUUUCAUUGUUACAAUGUUUCUUUCUCUUUUCAGAUAAGUUGGUAAAUUAGUGUGUAUAUGUGUGGUGCUGUUCUUUUCUCUUUUCAGAUAAUGUAAAUGAUACGCAAAA
Molecule: messenger RNA, 674 nt
Organism: Brassica oleracea var. oleracea
Lineage: Eukaryota; Viridiplantae; Streptophyta; Magnoliopsida; Brassicales; Brassicaceae
Product: early nodulin-like protein 3
Exons: 2
Coding region: 27-602 (191 amino acids)
Cellular component (GO): plasma membrane
Molecular function (GO): electron transfer activity
Source: RefSeq, a predicted model, not a curated record